UAAUUUAAAUAUUAGUAAAAGGUAAAGAAAGCCAAGGAUAAAGUACAUAUCCUUGCCAACAACAAACACAUAGAAUGCAAAUAAGAUACAGGUAGAGGAUCCACAAAAUCUAUACUUUUGUAACUUUAGGCCACUAUAUAUUCAUCUUCCAACACAACCACAAUUGCACAUUAUCCAACUCUAUCCACUCCUCCCACAACAAUAGUACUCCCUCUUUUCUUUAGCAAAAUCCAAAAAAUAAACAUGUUUCCUUCAACCUCCUUUUCUUCUAUUCCCCAAGAAAUCAUUACUAACCUUCAUUAUUCUAGAAGAUUACUACUUCACUCCCCCUUUCACCCUUCACCACCUACUAUAGAAGCAUCAACACCAACCUACCAAGUCCUAGACCCGAAUUCGAGCCAUGGCAACCCCGGCUUUGAUGCUAACAUAGUCAUGAUCCUCGCGGUCUUGAUAAGCGCAUUAAUAUGUUCCUUCUGUAUAAACGCCUUCAUUAGGUUUGUGAUCAAGUGCUCAAGCAGGAUAACCGGCGAGCCUAAUUACUACCUAAACAUAAUUAGCCAUGAUCAAAAGAAGAAAAGUUGUAACGGUUUGGAUAAGAAGGCAUUAAAGACAUUUCCAGUGGUGAAAUACUCAAAGGAGGUAAAAAUUCAAGGGUUGGACACUGAGUGUGUGAUAUGUUUAUCGGAGUUUAAGGGUGGUGAAAAAGUUAGGAUAUUACCAAAAUGCCAUCAUGGUUUCCAUGUUAAUUGCAUUGAUAAGUGGCUUAGUUCUAACUCCUCUUGCCCUACUUGUAGGCAAUCUUUAGUUGAAACUUGUCAAAAGAUUAUUGGUUGUGGUGAUGAUCAUCAAACUACCUCAUCAUCAUCAUUGUCGUCGUCUUCGACGUCAUCAACAACAUCAUCAUCAUCUAGGGAGAUGAUAGUCGUGAGUAUCGUGCCACUUGAAAGGGAAGAUUUGGUGCGAAAUUACAGGAGUGAAGUUGCUCAAAGUUAACCAAAUUCUAGAACGGAGUAGUAGUUUUGUAGGUUUUUCAUCAAUUUUCAGAGUGAAUUUUUUGGGAAAUUUUCAAUUUCAUGUUUACUCUGUAUUGUUGUACAAAUGAUAGAUAUUAGUCUUUGAUUGUUCAUCUUGCAAGUGUAUAAACGUAACUGAGGAGCAAUUAAUCAACAAAUUCCUUGUUUAGCCAUUUGUUUUGUCCUCAAUAAUUGUUUAAAUUAUUGGACUCA
Molecule: messenger RNA, 1226 nt
Organism: Chenopodium quinoa (quinoa)
Lineage: Eukaryota; Viridiplantae; Streptophyta; Magnoliopsida; Caryophyllales; Amaranthaceae
Product: RING-H2 finger protein ATL78-like
Exons: 2
Coding region: 244-993 (249 amino acids)
Biological process (GO): protein ubiquitination
Molecular function (GO): transferase activity
Source: RefSeq, a predicted model, not a curated record